AUGAAAAAUGAUAAUACGAUAAUUUACAAGAACAAUACCUGGAGUAUAUACAAUAAUAAGCCUAACUCCUCUGGGAAUAAAAAAAAAAGCCGAGUGGAAUAUUUAACCUUAUUGGGAAAGGGUCAGCUGUUUGAAGAUAUCCAAAAAGAAAAUGAUGAGAAAAAGGAAGAAGUAACGGACAUGUAUAUUUACACAGGGAAGGGGGUUGAAAAAGUUUCAAUAAAUACAACUACAAAAGAUAGAAAAGUAGAAACGAAUAAAAUUUAUCGAUAUCAAUAUAUAAAGGAGAAAAUAUCAAAUGCUUUAAAAAAUCAGGAAAAGAUAAAACAAAAUACGAGUGAGAAUAACUUUCCAAAUGUUGGGGAUAGUGAUCCAAGAGAUGUUUUUAUUUUUGAUAAGUUUAAAAAUGAAAUCAGCAUUUUUAACCACAAGAAGAGUAAUGAAGAAAGUGACGACAAAAAAAAGCUAGAUGAUACCUCACAAGGAAUAUUUCUUAUGGAAGGUUCGCAUGCACAUGAAGAUGUGUAUAAUAUAGAAUGUGCAUUACCCAUUAAAAAUGUUUGUGAAGUUGACGAUGUAAUUCCAAAUUUAGAUAUAAGUAGCGCGAUAAAUGAAUCUUUUAUCUCGAACAAUGUGAUAAAACCCUUUAGCUUCCUAAAGGAGAACGCAGAAAUUCAAUUAGGAAAGAAUAAGAACCAUGAUGAAGAUGAAGGACCCGUUUACAAAAUGGAAGAAAAUAUAUAUACGAAAAAAUUGGAGGACCAAACGGAUUUUAAUGAUAAGAAGAACAUAAUUCAGAAUGAAAUAUCAUCUGAUGGGGAAGCCCUAACAAAAACUAACGGUGACUUUUACAUAUACACGGAAAAAUGUAGUGACAUAAGUAGUGAAUCAAAUGAUGAAAUGUAUUCAGAACCAGAAGUGAAUACGUUGAAAUUGGAAUACGAACCUCCAAAAGAAAAGGUUUUGCCACAUUCUAAAUACCAAAAGGAUCAGUGGAAAAAAAGAGGAUAUUUCCAAACAGAUCGAAUGAAGGAAAGUUAUAAAAAAGGAAGUGAUGAUGCAAACACACCCCAUUAUGAAAAUAACCCAUAUAAAAAUAAUCGGCAUGAGAAUAAUCGGCAUGAGAAUAAUCGGCAUGAGAAUAAUCGGCAUGAGAAUAAUCGGCAUGAAUAUAAUUGGAAUGAAAAUAACUGGAAUGAACAUAACUGGAAUGAAAAUAAUCGUCAUAAAAAUAACUGGCAUGAAAGCAACCCUUAUGAAAAUUUUACACAUGAAGAGAGUGUGCAAGAUUGUAAAAGAUAUGAACGUACAAUGAAUUAUGGCCAGAACGACGAAUUUCAGAAAGUGCAAAAAGAAAUAGAAUGUCUGAACUUGGACAUUGUCAAUGCAAAGCACAAAAUGCAAACAAUCAAUAACCAAAAGAGUGGAAAAAUAAAUGUUCUGAAUAACAAAAUUAACAUUUUAAAGAGCAAAUUAAUUGAUAACCACAUAAAUAAUCUAAAUGACGAUAUAAAUAUUGUCAAUAGUGAAAUCGAUAUUUUAUUCACGAAAAAAAUUAAUAAAAUGUAUAAACAAAUAGAUUACUACGCGAAAAUUUUAAACGAACAGUUAGAUAAGAAACUAUCAAGUGAAAACAUACAUGAAAGUUCCAAUUCGCUCGUGUGUAGCUAUAUACAAAGACAAAUAAGUAACAUUAAAAUUCAGAUAAAUAAUUUACAUGAUCAGGUAAAUAAUCAUAUGUAUAUGCAAAAAAGCAAUAAGAUGUUUAACCAAAUGAAUAGCCAAAUUAACAACUUCAGUAACCAGAUUAGCCACCACAUUGACCAUCAGAUUGAUCACCACAUUGGCCAUCAGAUUGAUCACCAGAUCGAUCAUCAUAUUGAUCACCAGAUCGAUCAUCAUAUUGGUAAUCAGGUAGGAGGACACACAAAAAAAGACCCCAGUAGAAAAGGGAAAAAUGGACACUUGGCCCAUCGGGGCACCUGUAAGGACUCACUCAGAGAAACAGACUUACAACAACAUUACCAUGAAAAACAUAUACAAAAAAAAAAAGGUUUUGUCAAAGACGAAAAUAAUCUCAACAAUUCUUACAAUCUCCGUAAUAACAUUCAUGGUGAUCUCCACAUGAAUAUGAACAUAAACAAAAUAAAUGUGGGGACAAACAAUUCAAAUUAUGAGAAAAUAAAUAAUAUUUUCAAUGAAAAUAGUAAUAAUCAUUCUGGCAACAAAGGCGAUGAUUCAUAUUUUAAGAAUGAGGAAUAUCAAAGUGAAACAGGAUUCAACACAUCCGAUGAAAAUAUUACAAAAUAUGAAACAAAGUGGAGUAAAUUAUACCAAGAUAGAAGCAAAGAAUACUUUUCAAGUAAAAAUAACAAAAGAAUAGUUCAAAAAAGGAGGAAAAUAAAAAAGGAAAAUCGAUCAUACUAUGAUCAUUAUGAACAAAAAAAGAAAUUAAUUAACAUGUUUAAUCGUAUAUCCAAGCGAAAAAACGAUAAGUAUAUCGAAGAAACAGACAAGAUGAUUUCCCUUCCAGAUAAUCACACAAGUGAUGUUCCCAACAAAUGUGGAUACAAAAUGGGUUCACAAAUUCCUGUUAAUAAAGAUGACAUACGUAAUGAUUCCCCAUACAAAAAUGAAAUUCUGUUCCAAGACAACAGGAUAAGCAAUCCUAAGUAUCAUGAUAUUUUGGAUGAAGAAGAAUCAUCAGUGGAAAACAGUGAAGAAUAUAAUAAAGUGGAUGAAAUUGACAUAGCAGAUGAAAACAAGAAAAUAAUUCCAAGAGACAAACGAAUUCAUAAAGAACAAAGCGGAGAAGAAGAUAACCCUUUGAAUGAUGAGAAGUUAAUUUAUUUAAAAAACAAGUUGAUGCAAUUGAAUUUAUAUAAAAUGAAUCAAAAACGAAAAAAAGAAACAAACGAACUAAACAAUAAUGAUGUGAAAGAUAAUACCAAUAAAUAUGUAAAUGAAAAUUUACAAAAUGUAACUCACACAGGAAUACUCCCGUUGAAAGAUAAAAAUAUCCAAUCUGUAACCCAUAUAGAGAAUGGUAACAACUCAAACGAAUUCUUGUCAUGUAAGCAUGUAACGGGUGACAAUAUGAAUAGCAGAAGUGAAGCGUAUAAGUCAAUUACUCUAGAAGAAAUCCAAAAUAAUGACAAUAAUCGAAGUCACGAAAAUAUUUAUGGAAGCAACAGUGCGAAAUAUCAGGAAAAAGAGCUAACUAGCAAAAACAAUAUAGAAAAGGAAAGUUACUUUUUUGAGAACAUUAAUCAUUUAAAUAAUUCCAGAGACUUCACAUCAAUGUUUAAAGAACUUAUUGGAGAAAAAAAUGAGGAAAAUGAAAAAAACAUAAUACACAAUUCUAAUGGCGACACACACACGGAUAAAAUGAUUGAUGAUUCUUGCUUUAAUGAAAAGUCAAAAGUAUUUCAAAAUGUUGAUAAAGAGAAGACGGUCAAAGAAGAAAAUAACGUAGAUAUGCUGAGACAUUUUUUUUUCUUUAAAAACGAAACAAACUGCUUAGAUAAUCUACAAACGACGAUUAGUAUAGAUAAUACAAAUGCUUCCCAAGAGGACGCAGCAGAUAAUCAAAUACAAUGGAAAGAGACAAAUACAUCUCCCGGAACAGGUGAAACAACAAAAGAAAAAUUUAGGAGUACAGAAAACACACAGAUGGAAAAUACAUUUACAAUAGACAAAAUUUACAACUACACUGUUAAUUAUUACAACCAAAUGAACGACCCAAACGAGGGGGAAAAAAACAAGCAAAAGGAGGUUGUAAACGAACCAAAUGCAUUCAUUUAA
Plasmodium gonderi is the source of this 3804-nucleotide messenger RNA. RefSeq names its product conserved Plasmodium protein, unknown function. The coding region runs from base 1 to 3804 and encodes 1267 amino acids. The transcript has 3 exons. The record is from RefSeq and is a predicted model, not a curated record. Lineage: Eukaryota; Apicomplexa; Aconoidasida; Haemosporida; Plasmodiidae.